AAGUGCUGGGAUUACAGGUGUGAGCCACCGCGCCCAGCCUUGUUUUGUGUUUUAAGUCUGAAAAUAUCUGUAUUCUUUACUCACACUUGAGUAGUAUUUUUGCUUAGUGGAGAAUUCCAAGUUCGAAAUAUUUUUUUCAGAAUUUGAAGAUUAUUAAACUGUGUUCUAUAAUCUAUUGUUGACUUGAAACACUCGAUGGCAAUCUAAUUAUAUGGAUAUCAUCAGUUCAUUGUACCCCAUGCCUUAGGAAGUACUGGAUUCUCCUCUUCAUUACCAGUGUUCUAAAAUUCCACUAUUUGUGUCUAGGUGUUGUGGGUUUAUAUUCAUUUCAAUGUAAACAUAUGUGCUCUUCAGAUUUUUUUUUUCUAGAGUUUCUUUCUUAUGUUUCUCUCCUCCAUCUUGGUUUGGUUUCAUUCUUUCUUUUCCAAAAUAAAUGUCCAUUGGUCAGAUCUUUCUGUGUCAAACCUCUCUCGGUUUCAUCUUUUCUUUCAUAUUUUCCUCCUUCCCUGAUCUAAAUCUUGUGCAAUAUCUUUUGUUCUAUUUUUGCUUAAAUCACAAACUAUCAAAGUUGGACGUGACCUUGAAGAUGAGCUACUUCAAUUCUCUUAUUUCGCAGAUUGAAAGUCUAAGGCCCAGAAAGAAAGAAGUUUCAGGGAGGUGAAAUGACUUGCCCACAGUCACACCUGUGCGUAAGGACCAGGGCUACCUGACUCUACACUCUUGAUUUUUUCCCAUGGCCAGGAAGCCUUGCACAAUUUAUCCCCUCACCUUUUCCCUUAGACAUCAAGGGGGUGACCCAUCAAUAGAAAGGAGCCCUUGAGGUUCCAGGCAAAUAAUCAGCCUGCCAUGGAAGCUGCCAAUGAGUCUUCAGAGGGAACCCCAUUCAUUUUAUUGGGACUGACAACAAGUCCUGGACAGCAGCGGCCUCUCUUUGUGCUGUUCUUGUUCUUGUAUGUGGUCGGCCUCCUGGGUAAUGGACUCAUUGCGGCUGCCAUCCGGGUCAGUCCAGCCCUUCAUGCACCCAUGUACUUCCUGCUGGCCCACCUGUCCUUCGCUGACCUCUGCUUCACCUCCGUCACUGUGCCCAAGAUGUUGGCCAACUUGUUGGCCCAUGACCGCUCCAUCUCGCUGGCCAGCUGCCUGACCCAAAUGUACUUCUUCUUUGCCCUGGGGGUAACUGAUAGCUGUCUCCUGGCCGCCAUGACCUAUGACCGCUACGUGGCCAUCCAGCACCCCCUCCACUAUGCCAUGAGGAUGUCCCGGGCCGUGUGCACAGCUCUGGUGGGGAUGGCAUGGCUAGUGUCCCACGUCCACUCCCUCCUGCAUAUCCUGCUCAUGGUUCGCUUGUCCUUCUGUGCUUCCCACCAAGUGCCCCACUUCUUCUGUGACCACCAGCCUCUCUUAAGGCUCUCGUGCUCCGACACCCGCCACAUCCAGCUGCUCAUCUUCACCGAGGACGCCGCCGUGGUGGUCACUCCCUUCCUGCUCAUCCUUGCCUCCUAUGGGGCCAUUGCAGCUGCUGUGCUGCAGCUGCCCUCGGCCUCUGGGAGGCUCUGGGCUGUGUCCACCUGUGGCUCCCACCUGGCUGUAGUGAGCCUCUUCUAUGGGACAGUCAUUGCAGUCUACUUCCAGCCCACAGCCCGAUAUGAGGCAGAGCAGGGCCGUGUGGCCACUGUCAUGUACACUGUAGUCACCCCCAUGCUGAACCCUGUCAUCUACAGUCUCCAGAAUCGCGAUGUACAGGCAGUCCGAGCCCUUCUCAUUGGGCGAAGGAUCUCAGCUAGUGACUCCUGAGGGCAGGACCCCACUGAGGACAGACCACAUCGCCCACACUGGCAACUGUUGAACAUGACCCUCUGUCCUCUGCUAUGCUCAAAAAUCAUAACGGCUGUCAUUUUCUGAGCACUUGCCCAGAAGCAGAUCCUUGCCUGAUCUCAUUUUAUUCCCACAGCCACCCAGGAUGUAGGUAUUAUGAUCCUGUUUUACAUACAAGAAAAUUUGUCUUUGGGCUCAGAGAUAAGCAGUGACUUUCCAGCCAGGUGCAGCGGCUCACGCCUGUAAUCCCAGCACUUUGAGAAGCCGAGGUGGUGGAUCACCUGA
Cercocebus atys (sooty mangabey) is the source of this 2100-nucleotide messenger RNA. RefSeq names its product olfactory receptor 1K1. Gene Ontology annotation, cellular component: membrane. Gene Ontology annotation, molecular function: G protein-coupled receptor activity; olfactory receptor activity. NCBI's taxonomy places the organism in Eukaryota, Metazoa, Chordata, Mammalia, Primates, Cercopithecidae. The record is from RefSeq and is a predicted model, not a curated record. Gene Ontology annotation, biological process: G protein-coupled receptor signaling pathway.